Molecule: messenger RNA, 1527 nt
Organism: Salvia miltiorrhiza (redroot sage)
Lineage: Eukaryota; Viridiplantae; Streptophyta; Magnoliopsida; Lamiales; Lamiaceae
Product: heptahelical transmembrane protein 2-like
Exons: 4
Coding region: 291-1343 (350 amino acids)
Biological process (GO): response to hormone
Cellular component (GO): membrane
Molecular function (GO): signaling receptor activity
Source: RefSeq, a predicted model, not a curated record
UUUUAUCUUCUGCUUUAUAAAUUUAAAAUUUUAAGGGAAAAAAAAACACGUUAUUUGCUGGUGUUAUAUAAUCUCUUCGCCCAUCAUCGACUGCUCCAUUCUUCGCAAAGCGUUUCACACACACACACACAGAGAGAUUCUCACACACAUAUAUAUAUUAUAGCUGUACGUAUAGGCGGCCGCCGGAGGGGAGCGGAGGGAGCAAUUAUUUAAGCGAGGUUUUAGGUUUUUUCGACGGGAGAAGAGGUUUCCUUUUCUUCGCCAGCUACGUAGCUCAGAAGUGAUUUAGAAUGAGGAGAAGAGCGGUGAAGAGCGCCGAGACGGAGGCGGACGGCGAGAGGAAGGAGGCGGUGAAAUCGGAGAGGAGGCUGCUGAAGUACGAGGAGCUGCCGGAGUAUUUGAAGGACAACGAAUUUAUAACGGAUCAUUACAGAUGCGAGUGGCCUUUGAAAGAUGUCGUUCGCAGCGUCUUCACCUUGCACAACGAGACGCUCAAUAUUUGGACGCAUUUGAUCGGAUUCGUGAUAUUUUUGGGGUUGACGGUUAUCAGCUUGACGGACAAGACGACGUUCGAAAACGUGUUGGCCGCUUUUUUCGGAGAGGGAAGCGACGGAUGGCUAUUGAAGUCGACGAUGAUGGUGAAUCAAUCCAACGGCUCUAACGCUUUCUUUUCGGAUUCAUAUCUGAGACACAUCGCAGAAUCACCAAUCUUGGGCAUGAACAGAUACUCGGAGUCAGUCCCGGUUUGGCCGUGGCUGGUAUUCCUGGGCGGAGCAAUGACCUGCUUGAUCUUCAGCACCGUGUCCCACCUCUUCGCCUGCCACUCGCGGCGGUUCUACUUCUUCUUCUGGCGCCUCGACUACGUCGGCAUCUCCCUCAUGAUCGUCUGCUCCUUCUUCGCCCCCAUCUACUACGCCUUCUCCGACCAGCCCCUCUGGCGCCUCCUCUACCUCUCCUCCAUCACGCUCGUCGGCAUUCUCGUCGUCGUCACCCUGCUCGCCCCUUCUCUCUCCAGCGGCCGCUUCAGGUCCUUCAGGGCGGCUCUCUUCCUCUGCAUGGGAUUCUCCGGCGUCAUCCCGGCCACCCACGCCGUCGCCCUCCACUGCGACCACCCCUUGAUACUCGGAUCCCUGUGCUACGAGAUCGUGAUGGGGCUCUUAUACGGCGUCGGGGCGGUGUUUUAUGUCACUAGGAUCCCGGAGAGAUGGCGGCCCGGUGCAUUUGACAUUGUGGGCCAUAGCCAUCAGAUCUUCCACGUGCUCGUCGUCGCCGCCGCAUUGGCGCACAGCGCCGCCACGCUCAUUAUCAUGGAGUGGCGGCGAGGUUUGACCGCCACCAGUUGAUGUUUGGUUUGGUGAUGAUUGAUUAUUAUUUAUUCGAUGAUUUGCAUGAGUUCCUCUGGUUUUGUUUCUGUCGGUGAUGAUCGAUGGAGCAGCACACACAUAUAUAUAGAGAGGUAUUUCAUAUUUGUAUCUGCUUGUAUUUCUUGAAGUUGUGAAAGAGAAUGAAGCACGUAUAUUAAGGAAA